AUGAGAGGACGUUUGCAGGAGGAUCCGAUUCUCGACGUUGCGGUCACACAAUUCUUGGGAACGGAUUGUCCUAAUGUGGUGAAGAGCAUCCGAGUUCUCAAAGACGAUGACCGCCUAUACUCCUUCAUCCCGUUCUACAAGGACGGAGACUUAUUCGCUCGUCUAGUUCAAUAUGCCGAAAGCAGUGGUGGGGAGGCUGGUAUGCCGGAGAAUGUCGCGAGGUUUUGGUUUCGGCAGGUGCUGCAGAGUUUCUUGCAUUUGCAUUCCAAAGGCGUCUGUUAUCGGGAUAUGUCUUUAGAAAACUUCAUGAUCAACGACGACUCCCUCGCUUUGACGGACAUGGGGUUGUGUUUGCGCAUUCCAUACAACCACUCCACUGACCCCAAUCAAACAACUGACAUUGCCAAUGGAAGCAUCCGCCGCUUAAUCCUGCCGCAGGGAACCUGUGGCAAAGCAAACUACCUGUGCCCAGAGAUAUUCGAGAACCAAGAUGCCUUUGAUCCCUGUGCGAUUGAUAUGUGGGGUACAGGGGUGGUGCUUUACAUAUUGCUUUGUGGCUUUCCGCCCUAUGAUACACCAAGCCUUGGCGAUGCACGCUUUGAGGUUAUUGUCAAUGGGCAACUCAUAGAUCAACUACAAGAAUGGGGCAUUCACCUCAGCGAGCAGGCCGGGGACCUGUUGCAGCGUCUUCUUCACUGUGAUCCCAAACACCGCUUGACUCUCGCACAAGCAUUGGAACACCCGUGGGUAUGCUUGGAGGAACUUGAACGCCCUUUAGUUGCAAUCGCUGCAGGUCCUGUUUCCUCUGCCUCCUCAAGUUCCAGAGAGGAGUUGGAUCAGCUUGCCGUCAGCGUGAACUAUCUGCAAACACAGUUCUUGGAAGAGUUGUCGGCCCACGGGCUCGACAGAUCAUCCAAUAUUUAUGCCAUUGAGAACCUUCAAGGUCCUCCAGGUGUCCUAAGGAAAAAGGGGAAAGCAGUUUUUAUGCCCAGUUGA
This is a messenger RNA of Seminavis robusta, 996 nucleotides long. The record is from the annotation of a GenBank genome assembly. NCBI's taxonomy places the organism in Eukaryota, Bacillariophyta, Bacillariophyceae, Naviculales, Naviculaceae.